AUGGCUGCUUCCAACACGAUAAGAUACAUGAUAGCCGCCGAAGCCGCCACCGAGAUCUUGUCCCAGAAACUAGAGAUGUUGCUCUCUCACCCGGUGCGCACAAGGUGCUUAUUGAUGGAACCACUCGCCCAGGAGGCCAAGAAGAAGCUGGCCACGAUCCAAGAGUUCUUUUCCACGCAAGACAGAUUGUCCCAGAGCACGGUGUGGUUGAGGCGGCUCCUCCAAGCCAUAUACGAUGCUGAGGAAUUCAUCGACAAGUUCCACCUCAGAGAGGCCCGCGGGAGGCACGAGAUCCUGCACGUGGCCACAAGGCCGCCCACUGCUCUCAUCUCCAAGUACAAGCUGUGGAGGGACCUGUCCAAUCUGGUGAAUAAGAUGGAGGAGUUGUGUCAAGAUCAGGGCUUGACGGGCCAGAAGGAGGCCAAGGCCAAGACGAGGAACGAUCCUGGUGGUUCCUCCUCCCCUGCUAGUGUUCCAGGGCAAGGCGAAAAACUGGCGAGGCUGACUAGUUUAUGGGAUCAACAAGCGUCGGAAAACUUCUUUCGGCAGGAGGAGAAGAAGAUAUUAAUGGAACGGUUUGUGGAGGGAGGGAGUUGGGGGAAUCUCGCUGGGACUUUGAUUUGGGGUGAGCAAGGCGCCGGCAAGACAUUCCUCGCAAGAUGGGUCUGCAGGGAAGCGAUGUGCCUGGGCUUCGAGUGGCGCGCUUGGGUCCGCCUCUCGGCCAGCAUGGACAUGCAGGAGUUGUUAUUCGAGAUACUGAAGCAGUUAGGGGAGCUAACGAGGGAGCCGAAGGACAUGAGUUUGGACGAGUUACAGGAAUUGCUCUACAAAAGAUUGGCCACGGGGACCAAGUUCCUCAUAGUGUUGGAUGACGUGCAGUCGUCCAACGUGGAACUCUUGCAAAUAUUAGUGGGGAUCCGCCUGUACCAAGGGCGGGGCCACAUAAUUACCACGACUCAAGACGAAGGCGUAGCCAAGAGCAUGAGCUUUCCCGAGGCAGGGCCGAUCAAGCUAAGUAUAUUAGACCCAGAAAAAAGCCGGGAAAUGCUCGCUACUAGGUUGUAUAGAGUUGCUGAUAGUCAGAGACUCUCAUAUGAGGAGAAGCAUAUCCUAAACAGGUGUCGUGGCUUGCCGCUUUGUAUAUCCUUACUAGGCGGGUUUCUGUUGAAUGUUGGAGAGCAGGAACGCGCAGCAUUGGCGAAAGAGGGUUCUAUGAUGACUUUGUUAGAUAUACUACAAUUGAGUGUCCAUAAAUUGCCGGUCCAUCUAAAACCGUGCUUCAUCUACAUGGCUUUGUUCCCCAUAGCAUUCCCCAUUCCGACAAGAAGGCUAGUGAGGUUGUGGUUGGCUGAGGGCUUGUUGGAUUCGCAUUGUUACAAUGGAGAAAGGGAAACAACAAGGACGCCCGAGGCUGUGGGGGAGGCUUUUAUUCUGGAGCUCGCGGAUAGGAACGUGAUUGAUGUGGUGAGCUGGAGGGCGGAUGGAUUCCCCAAAGCUUGCCAAAUGCUCACCUCUCUGUAUGACAUGAUCUGCCCGAUCGCGAUGGGCACGGGGUUCCUCCACGUACAUGCCGCUAUCCGCAAUCCAACUGGCCAGCAACAACAACUGCUAGAAAGAACCAAUGUCCGGUGGCUCGCAGAGCACACGAACAUAGUCACUGACAGCCAUUAUGGUAGCUUCCUUGAUUUACACCUCGGCCACGUCCGCUCGUUCCUGUCGUUCUACAUGAGGAGAGGCAUUCUCACCAAGGAUAUCAGCACGUUCCUUAGGAUCAUGACCUCCAAGGCCGCCUAUAGCUUGCUAAGGGUGCUUGACUUGGAGGGUGUAUAUAGGCCAUCCUUGCAAGGUGUGCUCCACAAACUAGUGCUCCUAAGGUACCUAGGAUUGAGAUGCACGAUGCUAGACUCACUCCCACGUGAGGUUGUGGAUCUGUGCUAUCUCGAGACUCUUGACAUAAAGCACACCAACAUCACUUCCUUGCCGAGUUCCUUGUGGAAGGCGAGGAACUUGAGGCACCUGCAUCUCAACUGGUUCUACAUCAAUUUGAAUACCAUCCUCAAGGCUUGUAGCAACAAUGUCAUGGCCUUGACUAAACUCCGAACCUUAAGCGGGCUGGUUAUCAGUGAGGUCAAGUUGAACUUGAUGAGUGACCCCGUGGACAGCUUGACCACGCUCACCACGCUAAAGCUUUUCUUGCGACGCUCGGGUGGCGACACCUCAGGCGCUGCAGAAAAAGAAGUAGCCGACUGGAUUAGCUUCAGGCUCGCCAAUCUCCAGUCCUUGACCUUUGGGGUGACCCAGAAAGCCAAGUCCACGAAAAAAGUCAGGCCCAAGAAAGAAGCCGAGCGUGCAAUCCGCAUGACAUCGCAGAUAGGCCUGUUGCCGAAACUGUCGUUGGCUGAAAAACAUCACGACCUGUUGGAGCUCUACUUGCUGGGCCAACUCGACAAACCCAUCUGGACGCAGCUCUUGCCUGGCUCGCUCAGGGUUUUGACUCUGUCGGGUUCGAAGGUGGAAGCAGACAUGAUGCCCCAGUUGGCUGAUCUCCUGAAAAACCUGAGGACACUCAGGCUCUUGGCCAAUUCCUUCCUAGGCACUCGCCUGAGGUUCGCCAAAGAUGGGUUUCCCAGCCUCAUGAUCUUGAAGAUUUGGCGGCUGCCUUGCCUUGUGGAGGUGAUUAUUGAACCAGGAGCAAUGCUCCAUCUCAAGGAACUUGAGUUAAGGCACCUCGAUGCGAUAAAAAAUGUUAAAGGGAUCGGGGAGUGUAAGGAACUAAAGAAUAUCUCUGGGGUAGUCAAAAAGGGUGCUCAGGCUUUUGUUGACCAUCUCAAGACAGUAACAGGAGAGACGAGGAUUGCGUUCGCAGAGACGGACGAUGACGAUGACGAUGACGAGGACGAGGACGACAGUUGGGACUGUGACGAGGAAUAA
This is a messenger RNA of Syzygium oleosum, 2931 nucleotides long. RefSeq names its product disease resistance protein RPM1-like. Lineage: Eukaryota; Viridiplantae; Streptophyta; Magnoliopsida; Myrtales; Myrtaceae. Gene Ontology annotation, molecular function: ADP binding. The record is from RefSeq and is a predicted model, not a curated record. The transcript has 2 exons. The coding region runs from base 1 to 2931 and encodes 976 amino acids. Gene Ontology annotation, biological process: defense response to other organism.